AGCCACGACUUGGAAGAUGCCUCAGAACAGCAAUAUAAGCAACAGCAGCAGUAACAUCAGCAUCAGUUCACAAAAUGUUGGGAAGAUUCUGGCAGUGGCCAAUUUUAAAAUAGCUUUCUCCCAGGUACUUGUCUGCAUUUUCUUUUACAUAAACUGUACAAUGCUGUUCACAUUUUUAAGAAAACACUCCUUUCAUCAAGACACCCGCUAUAUUUUAUUUGCUCAUAUGCUUAUGGUUGACACCCUACAGUUGCUCUUCAUGGACCUGGGAGUUACACUGGCCUAUUUUUUUAUUGUGGCACCUGCUGGAGCUUGCAUCCUAUUUUGCAUGAUCAUGGCAUCCCUAACAUACUUCACAACACUAACCCUAACUUUCAUGUGUCUGGAACGUUAUGUGGCCAUCUGCAUGCCAUUGAGACAUGCUGUCAUUGCUACUGUUAAAAGGACAUUAUAUGCCAUUCUUAUCAUUUGGUUAAUUGGUUCAAUUCCUAGCUUUAAGGAACUGUUUAUUAUUGUUGCAAUAGAAACCGUAACAUUUUACUCACAGCGCUUCAUCUGUGCUUAUGAUAUGAUGAUUCGAAGUAAAUGGCAGUCAGAUCUAAUGUCUGGUGUAGCUCUAUCCUAUUUUUUCCUCAUGUCAAUUAUUGUCUUGUUUACUUACUUAAAAAUGAUGCAGGCUGCUCGAUCUGCCUCUGCUGACAAGAUGCUGGUUACCAAAGCCCGUCACACAGUGGUCCUGCAUGCGUUCCAACUGCUGCUCUCUUUAAUCACUCUUGUUUGUCCUUUUGUAGAAAUGACUGUCCUUCAGGUAGAUAUACAAGUGUUUAGCAACCUUCGAUAUUUUAACUUUGUCGUCUUUAGUUUAUUUCCCCGUUGUCUCAGUCCUCUAAUUUAUGGUAUAAGGGAUGAGAAAUUCAACUCUGUGUUUCAACAGUAUGUGUUCUGUGGAUUGGGUUUAAAACAAAUGACUCAAAAUUUAAUACAGAGCAAGUGACCAUUGAGAAAUUAUGCACUAAUUCCCCAAUUUUCCAGUUUUUCAUGGUUUACAGCAUUCAAUUCACCUGCUCCUGUGGAUUCUUUUUCAGCUAGAUUCUGAAAAUGGACAGGUAAUUUAAAUACAAUAAAUGCUUUAUCUUAGAUUGAUCAAAUCACUGAUUAACUAGUAUGUAAAAUUCUAUUGAGGAACUUAACCCUUUAGAUCAUAAUGAUAUUUGUAACAAACAUAAAAUUCACUUAUUACUAUUUUCUGUUCAGGGACUUAAGGAGAUGGAGCCAGGGAUGAAUGUGAUGCUUGUCUAAUGCUGGGUAUGCUCACAUACAACCCCAAACUCAUUGGACCAUUCAGAAUGACUUUGUUCCUUACAAGAUAAGUCAGACUACUUGUGUUAAAAGAGUUUCCUUAACAAUAAUACUGUGUGGCUCAUUAAAAUGUAGCCUGGAAGUCACACCGAGUAUAGUGAUGUGACCUUUGUGACACAUCUCUCUGUUGUAAUA
Messenger RNA from Erpetoichthys calabaricus (reedfish), 1494 nucleotides. Its product is annotated as odorant receptor 131-2-like. The record is from RefSeq and is a predicted model, not a curated record. Gene Ontology annotation, biological process: G protein-coupled receptor signaling pathway. Gene Ontology annotation, molecular function: G protein-coupled receptor activity. Bases 17 to 994 code for a protein of 325 amino acids. Gene Ontology annotation, cellular component: membrane. NCBI's taxonomy places the organism in Eukaryota, Metazoa, Chordata, Cladistia, Polypteriformes, Polypteridae. The transcript has a single exon.